This is a messenger RNA of Periophthalmus magnuspinnatus, 2443 nucleotides long. RefSeq names its product zinc finger protein 135-like. Gene Ontology annotation, biological process: regulation of transcription by RNA polymerase II; central nervous system development. The coding region runs from base 90 to 2096 and encodes 668 amino acids. Gene Ontology annotation, cellular component: nucleus. The record is from RefSeq and is a predicted model, not a curated record. Gene Ontology annotation, molecular function: RNA polymerase II cis-regulatory region sequence-specific DNA binding; DNA-binding transcription factor activity, RNA polymerase II-specific. NCBI's taxonomy places the organism in Eukaryota, Metazoa, Chordata, Actinopteri, Gobiiformes, Gobiidae. The transcript is spliced from 3 exons.
GGAAGGAGCGAGUUUUUACCAAGACAACCAGCUAGGAGGGAAAAGUGAGAGAAAACUGAAGAAAGUGACCAAACCAAACGGUUUUUAAAAUGUCCAGAGGCCAAAAUCUGAGAGCUUUGGUGGAGGAGCGUCUGAUUGCGGCUGCUGAAGACAUAUAUGUGCUGUUUGAAAGAAUCACAGCAGAAUAUGAGGAGGAACUGUGUCGCUGCAAACAGGAGAACGAGAGAAAGCAACGGCUCCUGGACUCGACUCUGAGCCCGAGAGUCGUGCUGACCAGAGCCGGUGUCCACAUGUCCUCUCUUAGUCCUGGUUUCACUCUGAAACAGGAAAUCCCAGAGACUCCACAGAUUAAAGAGGAGACAGAAGAAGAGCACGCCAAACAGGAGGAAGAGGAGCUGCACAUGUCUGUCCCUGAGUCCAAUGAUGGCUGUGUGAAGACAGAAGAGUCCUCACUGCCUCAACGAAAAGAAACUGAUCACAGAGAGGACACACAGGGAGAGGACAUCAGCUCAGAGACACGUGUCCACAGAGAGGACACACAGGGAGAGGACAUCAGCUCAGAGACACGUGUCCACAGAGAGGACACACAGGGAGAGGACAUCAGCUCAGAGACACGUGUCAACAGAGUGGACACACAGGGAGAGGACACACAGGGAGAGGACACACAGGGAGAGGACACACAGGGAGAGGACACACAGGGAGAGGACACACAGGGAGAGGACACACAGGGAGAGGACACACAGGGAGAGGACACACAGGGAGAGGACACACAGGGAGAGGACACACAGGGAGAGGACAUCGGCUCAGAGACACAUGUCCACCCCGAGACUGAAAGAGACACGGAGCACUCUUCUGACAUUGACCGUGAUGAAGACUGGCGUGCUCCAAUCGACUUUUCAGCUGCACAGAUGGAGACAGAGGCGGAUGGAGACCUCACCAACCACGUCCAGAUCAGAGAAAAAAGCACCACUGCACCAAACUCAGGUCUAUCCCCUAAAUACAAGUCUGCACCAGAGACCAGAGCCACUGUGGACAAUGGGGACUUGUCAGGAAAAGCCGAAGGAGCUGCAGGGGAGAAACACCAGUGCUCUGUUGGUAAAAAGAGAUUUGACUUAAAAAACAAUUUAGAAAGAGUUGACAGAAGAGAGAAACCUUACAGCUGUUCUGUCUGUAAGAAAGCAUUUAAUCAUAAAAGUACUCACACAGACCACAUGAGAACACACACAGGAGACAAACCUUACAAUUGUUCUGUCUGUGAGAAAGCAUUUACAGUAAAGAAUUAUCUGACACUACACAUGAGAACACACACUGGAGACAAACCUUACAGCUGUUCUGUUUGUGAAAAAGCAUUUACUCAAAAGAGUAAUCUCACAGACCACAUCAGAACACACACAGAAGACAAACAUUACAGCUGUUUUGUUUGUAAGAAAGCGUUUAGUCAUAAGGGUGUUCUCACACGACACAUGAGAAUACACACAGGAGACAAACUUUACAGCUGUUUUGUUUGUGAAAAAGCAUUUACUCAAAAGAGUAAUCUCACAGACCACAUCAGAACACACACAGGAGACAAACCUUACAGCUGUUUUGUUUGUGAGAAAGCAUUUAGUCAUAAGGGUGUUCUCACACGACACAUGAAAACACACACAGGAGACAAACUUUACAGCUGUUCUGUUUGUCAAAAAGCAUUUGCUCAAAAGAGUAAUCUCACAAACCACAUCAGAACACACACAGGAGACAAACCUUACAGCUGUUUUGUUUGUGAGAAAGCAUUUAGUCAUAAGUGUGUUCUCACAAGACACAUGAGAACACACACUGGAGACAAACCUUACAGCUGUUCUGUCUGUGAGAAAGCAUUUACUGCAAAGAGUUAUCUCACACAACACAUGAGAACACACACAGGAGACAAACCUUACAAUUGUUCUGUCUGUGAGAAAGCAUUUUCUCAAAAGAUUACUCUUACACUACAUAUGAGAACACACACAGGAGAGAAACCUUACAGCUGUUCUGUUUGUGAAAAAGCAUUUACUCAAAAGCGUCAUCUCACAGACCACAUGGGAACACACAGGAGACAAACCUUACAGCUGUUCUGUUUGUGAAAAAGCAUUUAUUCAAAAGAUUCAUCUCAAAGACCACAUGAGAACACACACAGGAGACAGACCUUACUGCUGUUCUGUCUGUGAGAAAGCAUUUACUGUGAAGAGUAAUCUCAGAAAACAUGAGAACACACAGGAGACAAACCUUACAGCUAAUCUGUCUGUAAUAAAUGAUUUACCCACAGCAAUGUUCUGAAAACACAUGAGAAAUAGGUUGAACAGAGCGUCACUGAAAAUUUUGGGCUAUGUUUGUGUUACAACGAAAGCCAAAAUGAGAAUGAUAUUCUGUUAUCGUUAUGAUGUUAUAGUAUAUUGUACUGUUAAGAAAAUAAAUGUUUGUGCUUAAUAUC